UAUGUCAUAAUGGUGCAACAUAUUUACAUUUUAUUUUUUAAUUCCUUAUCUGUGGAGCAAUGCAUUAUGUAUAAUAAACGAUGGUUAUUAAUGUAUACAAUAGAAACAACACUUUUCUAUCUUCAUUUGAGCUUCACAUUGAUUGUUUGCGGCAUGAUGUUAUGAUUACUACAGCAGACUAGUUUAUUUACCUAUUUUAACUUAAGACACUGUACUAGCCUUGAGCAAGCCAACUUCAUAUAGGUAUGUAAAACCCAGCUGUGGAAAUGGGCCAAAGGGUCAGCCUUGUCAAAAGCUUCUCCACACUAGAAUACGAAUGCCAAAGUCCUCAUACAUAGUCCUCUCAGGCAUGUGCUUGUAGUUUCCAAGAUGUUAUUAGGCUGAAGUUAUUAACUGUCUUGACUGAGUCCUCAUAAUUGCUGUCUAUUAGCUUUAAUUGAAGGGAUGAGGUUCUUUGCCUCCUGCUGCAUACCUGGUAGUUGCACAGGUCUCACCCCAUAAUCAUGAACUCAACUUGAAAGCAGAAAAACGCAUCCCGUUAUUCUCAACCUUUCCAGUUUCCACAGACCUCAUGUCGGUCAAACAGCGUGACUGUCACUUCUUAAAACAACUCGUUUUGGUUUUGAGUGCAUUGUUCAGAUCAGUGUUUGCAGAUACACACUGAAAAAAGGAGCUAUAAAUAGCUCAUUGUUUAUUAAUUCAAAAAAAGUUAAGGGGCGUGUUGUCAGCGUUCGUUUUUAGGGCAGCCGUCCCACACUGAUCGAUCCGUUAUUUCCUAAGGGCACAGACCUCUGUUUGUGUCAGACUGCAGACUGGCCUAGAUGUCUCACCUGGAUGGCAACCCUCAGUAUUGGAGCCCACACAGCCUCCUGCUGAAUUCCUGUGGCAGUGGAGCAAUGUUGAAAGCAGAUGUGUACUGGUAGAGGGAUGCAUUAUUACGUUGUGCAACUGAUUAUUUAGCCAAGAAUAAUCACAAUUCCAUUGACAAAGGUCCAGGCUACGUACAGGAGUGGCAAACCUCGCGCUAGGCCGGCAGGAAGAGGACCAUGGCCCUGAGCGACGCCAACGGUGACCUCCUGGUCCUCAGCAAUGCCAGCCUGCCACCCAGCAUUACCACGACGGCCAGUGGCACCGGCAGCCCAGCUUCCCGUGCCAGCCUCAGCAACACGGAAGGAGGGGACGUCAGCGUUGUUUCCACACCUAGAACACAGCAGAGGCAUAGGCACCAACCAAGGCCAACGCCUCCGCACAAGGAGCCCCAGCAGAGAUCCAGAGUGAGUCAGGACGGAGGCGCCGUCAAGCAGAACGGCUCCCUUAGGGCCCCUUCCUCCUCCACCUCCUCUUCACACCUCACAGACUCUCAAAGGUUGGCCAAGCUCCUGCCCUCCGCACUUUCCACCACCUCCUCCCCCUCGCCUCCUCAGCCUCCUCCGCUGUCUCCACCUCCCCCGUGCUGCCACCGCUGCCCAUUCCAUCCCCCCUUGUGCUGCCACGGCAACCAGCAGGAGUGCCACAUCUUCCAGACCCAUGCUCCCGCCCUGCAACUGCACCCGGGCUCCUGCUCCUGCUGCCUGCAGGCCUCCCCUCCAUCCCUCUGUUUACACCACCGCUGGCAGGAGCACCUCCAGAACCAGCCCAAUGUGGCCGGCCUCAGCCCUGCAAGGCCUUUUCGGUUCCCCAAAAGCUAUGCAGAGCUGAUUGCUGAUUGGCCAGUGGUGGUCCUGGGGGUGUGUACAGUCCUCAUCGUGGUGUGUGCCCUGGUGGGUAUCCUGGUGCCAGACCUGCCAGACUUCUCAGACCCUUUACUGGGAUUUGAGCCACGAGGCACAGCCAUAGGCCAGCGACUAGUCACAUGGAACAACAUGGUGAAAAACACAGGGUACAAAGCAACCCUGGCUAACUACCCAUUCAAGUAUGCGGACGAGCAGGCGAAAAGUCACCAAGAGGACAGGUGGGCUGAAGAUCACUUUGACAGAGAUAAAAGACAAGCUGACUGGGACUUCAGUAAAGACAGUUUCUUCUGUGAUGUCCCAGGUGACAGAUACUCUAGAUUAGUAUUCACAUCUGCUGAGGGGAAGAACCUGUGGAACAUACAAGCAAUUAAAUCUAUGUGCAAUUUGGACAAUACGCGGGUGCGCUCCCACCCUCAGUACUGGAGCCUGUGCCAGCGCACCACUGACGCCUCCUGCUGCCCCAGCUGGACCCUGGGAAACUACGUUGCCAUCCUCACCAACAAGUCCUCCUGCCAGAAGAUCACAGAGCGCGACGUGUCACACACCCUCAAGAUCCUGCGCUCCUGCGCCAAGUACUACCACAACGGAACCCUGGGCCCCGACUGCUGGGACAUGACCACGCGCCGGAAGGACCAGUCUAAGUGCACCAACGUCCCCCGCAAAUGCACCAAGUACAACGCCAUCUACCAGAUCCUCCAUUUCCUGGUGGACAAAGACUUCCUGAGCCCAAAGAACACAGACUACCUUAUCCCCACCCUUAAACACAGCAUGUUGUUCUCCCCAACAGAGAAAGGGGAGACCAUGAUGAACAUUUACCUGGACAACUUUGAGAACUGGAACUCCUCAGACGGCAUCACCACCAUCACGGGGAUAGAGUUCGGUAUCAAACACAAUCUGUUCCAGGACUACCUACUGACGGAUACCGUGUAUCCAGCCAUAGCCAUAGUAAUUGUGCUGGUUGUCAUGUGUGUGUACACCCGCUCUGUGUUUAUCACCCUGAUGACCAUGAUUGCCAUCAUCAGCUCCCUGAUCGUGUCCUACUUUCUGUACCGCAUGGUGUUCGACUUUGAGUUCUUCCCCUUCAUGAACCUCACGGCCCUCAUCAUCCUGGUGGGCAUUGGGGCGGACGACGCCUUCGUCCUCUGUGACGUGUGGAACUACACCAAGUUCGACAAGCCCAACGCUGAGCUGUCGGAGACGGUGAGCAUCACUCUGCAGCACGCCGCCCUUUCCAUGUUCGUCACCAGCUUUACCACGGCCGCCGCCUUCUACGCCAACUACGUUAGCAACAUCACCGCCAUCCGCUGUUUCGGCGUCUACGCCGGCACGGCCAUCUUGGUUAACUACAUAUUGAUGGUGACCUGGCUGCCAGCCGUGGUGGUGCUCCAUGAGCGUUACCUGCCCAACAUCUUCACCUGCUCUAAACCUCCCCACCAGCAGACAUGGCUUUGCACCCGCACCCUCUGGGCCAAUCUGUGCCAGAAGGCAAACAAGUGCCUGUUCACCAUCUCUGAGGCCUCCAGGAUCUUCUUUGAGAAGGUACUGCCGUGCAUCGUGAUCAAACUGCGUUACCUCUGGCUUUUCUGUUUCCUGGCCUUCACCGUGGGUGGGGCAUAUGUGGUGUGUGUCAACCCCAAGAUGAAGCUGCCCUCUCUGGAGCUGUCUGAGUUCAAAGUGUUCCGCUCCUCCCACCCGUUUGAGCGUUACGACGCUGAGUACAAGAAACUGUUCAUGUUCGAGAGGGUCCACCAUGGGGAGGACCUGCACAUGCCCAUCACCAUCAUCUGGGGGGUCUCCCCCGUGGACAACGGGGACCCCCUCAACCCCAAGAACAAAGGCAAGCUGAUGCUGGACAACACUUUCAACAUUGCCAGCCCGGCCUCCCAGCUGUGGAUCCUCAACUUCUGCCAGAAGCUGAGGAACCAGAGCUUCGUGUUCCAGUCGGAGGAGCAGGAUUUCACCAGCUGCUUCAUCGAGACCUUCAAGCAGUGGAUGGAGAACCGGGACUGUGAAGAGGCCUCUGUCUACCCCUGCUGCAGCCAGUCUACCUUCCCCUACAAGCAGGAUGUCUUUGAGCUGUGUAUCAAGAGAGCCAUCAUGGAGCUGGACCGCAGCACCAGCUUCCACCUGGACAGUAAGACCCCCGGACCUCGCUUCGACAUCAACGACACCAUCCGGGCCAUCGUCCUGGAGUUCAAGAGCACCUACCUGUUCACGCUGGCCUACGAGAAGAUGCACCAGUUCUACCACGAGGUGGACACCUGGAUUCAGGAGGAGCUGAAGAAUGCCCCAGACGGGCUGAAAUAUGGCUGGUUCGUCAGCAACCUGGAGUUCUAUGACCUGCAGGACAGCCUAUCAGACGGAACGCUCAUCGCCAUGGCGUUGUCCGUGGUGGUGGCCUUCGUGGUCAUGCUCCUCACCACCUGGAACAUCAUCAUCAGCCUCUACGCCAUCCUCUCCAUCGCCGGGACCAUCUUCGUCACAGUGGGCUCGCUGGUGCUCCUGGGCUGGGAGCUCAACGUGCUGGAGUCGGUCACCAUCUCGGUGGCAGUGGGUCUGUCGGUGGACUUCGCCGUGCACUACGGAGUCGCCUAUCGCCUUGCCCCCGAGCCUGACCGCGAGGGGAAGGUAGUCUUCUCCCUUGGCCGUAUGGGUUCUGCUAUCGCCAUGGCGGCGCUCACCACUUUUGUUGCCGGGGCGAUGAUGAUGCCGUCCACGGUGCUGGCCUACACCCAGCUGGGCACCUUCAUGAUGCUCAUCAUGUGCAUCAGUUGGGCCUUCGCCACCUUCUUCUUCCAGUGCAUGUGCCGUUGCCUGGGCCCCCAGGGCACCUGUGGACAGAUCCCCCUGCCCAAGAGGUUUCAGUGCCAGGCUUUCAAAGAGGGUACCACCAACGUCCCCUCACCCCAGGGCAAGCAUGGCACCAAGUACCAACUGGACAGUCGAGGAGGAGAGGUGGAGCAUGAGCAUUACGAGCUGGAACCGUUAGCCUCGAACCAAAAGAACGAGGAGAAACCUGCAGAGGAACAGGAGACGUGCACCCAGCUCUAUAAUGGAAUAGCCCCCCACUCUGCCCCCUGCACACACAUCCCCUUUAAGAGCAAGGCAGAGCCUGGCAGAGGUCCCUGCUCUGAAAAUGGACUGGGCAUACUGGCGACUGACCCCACACCCAGAUGCCAGUACUCCCAUAACACAACCUGCACAUGUGGAGAUCCACCUCACCCACAGCAGUCUAUGGGUAUGCAGUGGACCCCCCACCCAUGUACUCAAACCACCCAGGACUCCCCAUUCCCCCUCACAGGCAGCCAUGCCAACAAAGGCCAGACCCUCCUUUCCACUCUGGAUGCAGUCUACAAACCAAUAGGUUGCCGUAUGCACUAUGUCCACUGUCCCCCAGCCCACUUCCACCACUGCACCCCGGGCAGGGUGCCCAGACAGGGCCCUCACAACUGCCACCUCAGAAACUACUGUGUUCACACUGUCCCCCUCACAGGUGGCCUCCCCAGGGACCAACGCUCUGCCCCAGACCCAGCUGGGCUGGAGGAAGUGCACCGGACUGGAGCAUCCUCUGUCCCUAGUGGCAGCCCCACCAUCCCAGCCCAGACUCAAAGGCCUCCUGUCUCCGCUCUGGGCUGCACGUUAGCCCACACACACACAGGGUGCUGCAUAGCCAAUCAUGAAACACAGAGGGCGGAAGAGAAAACGGUAAACGCUCCAAGGGAUCAGAGCAUGGAUAAUUAUGUGUCCACCACAAUGCAAAAGGACGCUUGUCAUAAGAUGCCUGGCAACAAGAAGCUUGAAACCAGUACUACUCCCGUCACAUGGGAAGAAAGUGUCAAAACGUGCAAACAGAACCCCAAAAAAGAGAGGGCAUCCUCAGCCUCUCCCAAGAAACUCUACUGUUUUAACAGGACUUUAAAAGUAAAGUGCAAUUCUGUCGAGUUUAACGUGCCAAAAGCUGAAGCCAAUGUGCCUGCUCUUGCAAUAAAUUCAAAACCCGCAUCUGAAAGUUUAUGUUGACAGCAAAGAGACUAUAUCUAAAGAGUAAACUUUUGUCCUAUCAAGCUAUCAUGAGCAGUGUCCCUGUGCAAUUAAAGUGUUUGGGAUAUUUCACUGACCAAGUGCCUUAUGUCGUUCAUGUAAAAGUAUGUCCCUAUAUAUUCUGUGAUUACUGUUUCUACUGUGCAGAUUUUGGUUUGAUCGGUCAGAUGUACUGUAUUAUUUGAGUACACUGUAAUUUUAUGAAGCUCUAACCUGUUUAAGGAAUGGUGAACCAUUGACUUUAUUCCAUAAGAACCACAGGCCUUAGUAGUCUGUUUCACGUUGCCACAUGCCUUUUGGUCCAAUAUGAAAGAUGUACUGUAUGAUUAUAAAGUCAUUUUAACAAGA
Salmo salar (Atlantic salmon) is the source of this 6122-nucleotide messenger RNA. NCBI's taxonomy places the organism in Eukaryota, Metazoa, Chordata, Actinopteri, Salmoniformes, Salmonidae. The record is from RefSeq and is a predicted model, not a curated record.